AUGAAGAAGAAAAAGAAGAAGAAAAAGAAGAAGAAGAAGAAGAGAGAGGAGGAGAAGGAGCAGCAGGCGGUGAGGGAAAAGGAGAAGAAAGAGAAGAAGAAGAAAAAGGGAAAGCAAAAGAAGAAGAAGAAGAAGAAGAAGAAGAAGAAGAAGAAGAAAGAAGAGGAGGAGAAGCAUCAGGGGGAGAAGAAAGAAGAGAAGAAGAAGAAAAAGGAAGAGGAGAAGAAAAAGCAAAAGAAGAAAAAGAAGAAAAAGAAGAAAAAGGAAAAUAAUUAA
Molecule: messenger RNA, 276 nt
Organism: Eimeria mitis
Lineage: Eukaryota; Apicomplexa; Conoidasida; Eucoccidiorida; Eimeriidae
Exons: 1
Coding region: 1-276 (91 amino acids)
Source: RefSeq, a predicted model, not a curated record